UCUAAAUUUUACAUAUCCUUUGUGCGUCAGAGAGAGAGCUUUUUAGUCAGAUUUUGAGUUUUCGUAGUAGGAAGGAAGGAAUGGUGAGUUGGAGGCCUGGAGGGUAGUGAGCGAGUAGCGGCUGUCCAUGUCGAUGUCGAAGCCUCGAAGGCCCUUUUUGUAAGCUUGAAUGUUAUAAACAUGGCAAAGCUGCUGCUGCUGCUGCUACAUUGUUCUUAAUAAACAUCAAUGUUUUGUGUUGGACGCCGUUCUUUCCUUUACGUCCUUUGAAGACAUCGUCGUCGUAUAUUCUCUCCGUUCUCUACCCAUUUCCAUUCUUCUCUAAUUCCUUCGACUCUUUUCCUUCAUUCUGCUUCUUCUUCUGCUCACAAUACAUGUUUUUCUAGUUCAAGUCUUUUACUUUCUAGCACCACCACUGUUAAUCUCUCUACCUGCUAAAAAAACGUCUUUGCAUGAUCGGAUUCUUAAGCAUCCACCACUCCCUCCAUGUUUGUUGUGUUGUUGGCGUUGAAUCUUGGGUUCGGAGUAAUGGGUUUACCCAAUUUUGUUUUAUUUGUUUGAUUUUGUUCGGCUGACGUCGUGGAGCCCCUCUGAGCUUCAAUCCCUUUAGUUCUUAGAGUUUCGAUGGGGCCAGUGAGAGGGUUCAAGAAGAGGAGGAAGGUUGAGAAGAAGUUCGAGCGAAACGCCUCUGCUGCUUCUGCGUCUUCGGAACAGGAGGAGCCUGUGGAUUGGUGGGGCGAGUUCUCCAAGAGGAUUACUGGGCCCUUGUCUCUAUCAAAAGGUUUGGAUAAAUUUGAGUCCGUCUUCAAGAUCUCAAGAAAGACCUUCGACUACAUCUGCUCACUUGUGAAAGAAGAUUUGACAUCUAAGCCAUCGAAUUUCACUUGUACAAAUGGCAGGCCACUCUCCAUAAAUGACCAGGUUGCUGUUGCUCUACGAAGGUUAAGCUCUGGUGAGUCACUAUGGACAAUUGGUGAAUCAUUUGGAAUGAAUCAAUCAACCGUUUCUCAAGUUACCUGGCGGUUUGUGGAGGCCAUGGAAGAGAGAGGGCUUCACCACCUCCAAUGGCCUGCCACAGAAGAGGAGAUGACACAGAUAAAAUCCAAGUUUGAAAGGAUCCGGGGCCUCCCAAACUGUUGUGGUGCAAUUGAUACUACUCACAUCAUGAUGUGUUUGCCCACUGUGGACCGCACAAAUGAUAUAUGGUUCGAUCGUGAGAAGAAUCACAGCAUGGUCUUGCAGGCAAUUGUUGAUCCUGAAAUGAGGUUCAGGGACAUUGUCACUGGAUGGCCAGGAAGCAUGAGUGAUUCCCUUGUGCUCCGCAGUUCAAGCUUCUUUAAGCUUUGUGAAAAAGGGAAGAGGCUAAACGGGGAGAAGAUAGAACUGUCUGAAGGGUCAGAAGUAAAGGAAUAUAUAAUUGGAGAUGCAGGCUUUCCCCUUCUGCCCUGGCUUCUCACACCCUAUCAGGGGAAAGAUCUUUCCGAGACCAAGGCUGAGUUUAACAAGCGACACUUUGCAACCAGGAUGGUGGCACAGAGGGCCUUGGCAAGGUUGAAGGAGAUGUGGAGGAUUGUUCAAGGAGUGAUGUGGAGACCUGACAAGCAUAAAUUACCAAGAAUUAUUCUUGUGUGCUGCUUGCUGCACAACAUUGUGAUUGAUCAAGAGGAUGAGGUACAGGAUGAGAUGCCCUUGUCUCAUCACCAUGAUUCUGGUUAUCGGCAGCAGAUCUGUGAAUCAGUUGACAAAAGUGCUUCAAUCCAGAGAGACAAGUUGUCUCUCUACUUGUCUGGAAGACUACCACCUUGAAACAAAAUCCAUCUCAGCUGCCUGUUUUCUUCUCUAAUGGAGACGAUGCUCUGAUGAUCAAUGGACUGACUGAUCAUGGUUGAAUUGCCUAAUUAGAAUUGUUGGUUUAGUAGGUUUUAAAGGCAUGCUUGUGACAAGUCUUUUUCACCGGCAGCUAUUGAAGAUCAUAUUUCCUGUUAUUCCAGUGUACAGAAUUAGGAUUGGGACAGCAGAUUGCUUGCAUCAUUCACAGGGUCAGAAGGCAAUGACAGCAAGAAUGAGGAAAUCCCUCCCCAGAUACACAUGCUGAACUGCUUCACAGAAUAUCGAGCUUCUUUUCACCAUCCCCAGAAUGAUUUAAGUUGAGAUUUCAUUCUUCGGUAUUUUCAUUGUCAUCUGUCUCUUGUGUUGUGGUAUGUAACUGGGUGGAUGCUGGAAGUACUCUUUUCCUGGCAUUAACUCACUGCACAGCAUUGCAGGUAAUCUCAGAACUUUACCUGGGUAAUCAUAUCCCAGUUGAUUAGCCACAAUGUGGAUUUUGUCACAGUUAUGUUCUGGUAGUUUUGAGAAUUGUUUAUAUGAACUUUAUUCUAUUUUUUUAUUCUAUUUCAGAAUUUAUCUGAAAGAAUAUUUUUUAUAUUAUCCUAUCAACUAUGAUAAAAGUUGAUUUGAUAACUGUUUAUUCGACGGCAAUUCAAGAGAGGCUUACUUAUACUGUUCAACAAGUAUGUUGGAUUAUCCUGUUGAACAUUGAGCCAACAAAAUGUUUUCGAAUAUAUUGACCUUUCAACCUUAUUUCAAUGUUGCAGAAUUAGCUGAAACUUACAAAUAGAGGUUGAUGUGAAAAUGUCACAAUGUUUGAAUGCAUGUAGCAGCAGAUGUAGAAGCCAUUGCCAAGGCUGUUUCUGUAACGUUUUUCUCAUGAUUUAUGAUUGGCUUGUAAUGCUCAUACUAGGUUCGAUGUGUUCAAUGAACAGAUGCCAAAUAUAAUCCUCACUCACCCUACUUCAAACCUCUUUUUUGGAGUCCAUGGUUGGUUGGUUGGUUCAUGGCAUUUUGAAUUGUGAUCGCAGGAGAGAUAAGGUAGGUCCGUACUCGACAUUGGUGUCAGUAAUUUGUCACCUAGGGUCAGGAGAGAAUCUCUUCAUCUACAGUGAUUUGAUGCUCGAAUUUGACCAGUAAAAAUAUCGAGUUCCAUCAUCAACUCGUGCUCUUUAAUGAGAUAUACUUUCUUAAUCAAACUUAGAAGGUUAGACCAUGGCUGAAGAGAUUCUCUGUUCACCAUUAAGCGAAGGAACACUCGAUCCACUGACAUUUCCCCCAUUUCCUAUGUCGGUCGGUCAGGCUGAACCGGUUUUUGAUAGAGAAUAGGUGAAACCAAAACCAGAUCAAUAAGGAAAGGUUUGGUUUCUUGGUUCUAUUCCGGAUUCAAUCUGGCUUUGAUUCGGUUUAUUUUGAUUUUUCUUGUUGGGAUUCUGAUCCCCUCCAAUUCUUAAUCAUUGCAAUUCUUGUGCAAAUCCCUCUGUACACAUUUAAAAGGAAAAAAAAGAAGAUGACUAAGAUAGAGAAUUGGUGAGGUUGGAUUGGUUUGACCGGUUCGAUUACACCUCGUAGGCCCAAGUGCCCAACCAAGAGACAAGUAAAUGAAGUAAUCCACCAGUCGGUGCCGAGGUUGUAGUUUAGAGCUAGGGUUCAAUAGGGGUUCGGAAGGAACUAGGGACGAACUUGUGAAUCGUGAUGGAAGCGAGGAAGUUGCUCAAGGCCAAGAAGUUCUGGUUGGCAUCUUUCCUAAUUGCCUGGGCUGCAGCUCUUCAGGGGCAUAUGAUGUGGCUACAGAGGCAGGAUUCCUUCAAGCAGAAGUUCGGUACCCUAAAUGAGAACGAAGAAGGAGAAGACUGAUUUCGAAUUUCUCUCUUCCUGUGACCUGCGCGAUUCAGAUUCAAGUUUUCAACUCGGUUUCUUUCGAUUGCUUCAGCCUUUGUCACUGCUCCGGGAUGGAUGCGAUCCCUAAUUACGGAUAUGUCAGAGUAGGAUGGCAUCGGCGCCGGUGAACAAGAAAUGUAACAUUCUUGUCUCCCAGUUUUGCUUUUAUGAUGUGAAGCAUGAGUAGCUGAUAUUUGUGCUUACUCUGAUUCCAGACUCUCAGAUUGUUUUUACACUAUACAAUAGAACGUUGAGAGAUUAAUAGACUGCAAGGAAAACCAUAGAAUGGUCUCAAA
This is a messenger RNA of Macadamia integrifolia, 4004 nucleotides long. RefSeq names its product protein ALP1-like. The coding region runs from base 625 to 1806 and encodes 393 amino acids. The transcript has 3 exons. The record is from RefSeq and is a predicted model, not a curated record. NCBI's taxonomy places the organism in Eukaryota, Viridiplantae, Streptophyta, Magnoliopsida, Proteales, Proteaceae.